This is a messenger RNA of Solanum stenotomum, 756 nucleotides long. RefSeq lists its product as uncharacterized. The coding region runs from base 1 to 756 and encodes 251 amino acids. Gene Ontology annotation, molecular function: nucleic acid binding; zinc ion binding. NCBI's taxonomy places the organism in Eukaryota, Viridiplantae, Streptophyta, Magnoliopsida, Solanales, Solanaceae. The transcript is spliced from 2 exons. The record is from RefSeq and is a predicted model, not a curated record.
AUGACCAAUGAGAAAGUUAGGUCGGCUCUUUUGAUGAUGGCUCAAGCUGUGACUACUCAAACUCAAGCCAUGACGGCUCAAGCUACUAGGGGUGUUGAGUCUAAUGUGAACCCCAAUGUGAGUACUAUGUCUUCUAGGUUGAUAGACUUUGUGAGGAUGAAUCCUCCAAGAUUUCUAGGUUUUAAGGUGGGAGAGGAUCCUCAAGAGUUUUUGGAUGAAUUGUAUAAGAUUGUCAAUGCUAUGGGAGUGACUUCUAUUGAAAAAAUGGAACUUGCCGCCUAUCAAUUGAAGGAUGUUGCCCAAAUUUGGUUUACUCAAUGGAAGGCCAAUAGGCCAGUUGGAGCGGACUCAUGGUGUAUGCGUAAUCUAUUGAGGAGUCCAAAGGAGUUGAAGAGAGGUAGAUUCGAUGAGCAAGGUCAACCUAGGUUCAAGAAGAGAGCUCCAAACCAAGAUUUUUCAAGCACUCCUAAGGUUUACCAAGAGAGAGGUAGUGGACCUCCAUUUACUAAACCUACUUGCCACAAUUGUGGGAAAAAGCAUCAUGGGAAGUGCUUAGCCGGUAUUAGUAGGUGCUAUGUUUGUGGAAAGAAUGAUCACCAAGUGAAAGAUUGUCCUACUCUUACGGCUAGAGGAAGAGAGACCAAACAAGCUUCUCUUGAUGGCCCGAAUUCUAAUGCUCCAAAGAGAAAUCGUUUCUAUGUGCUUCAAGCUAACAAGGACAAAGGAGCUAAUCCGGAUGAAGGUACCGGUAAGUGA